AUAUUUAUAGCAUACCCUGCGAUUCCCUGCUCACAUAAAGGAGAAUUGAAGACGCGAUGACUUCCGUACUUAUCUCGUAGAUUAACCGAACACCUAUUAGGAGCAAACAUUAGGGCACAUCUACCAUCUACCAUCCGACAACAGCUGUCAAAUCAGCCGUGGCUAAUAAAAACACAAGCAAAAAUUGUGAAAGUGGAUUUUGCCAGACCAAAAUGAAAUAUUUACCAACUAUUUUGGCUGUUGUACAACAGCAAAAUCUUAAGUUGAAUCAGCUUUUAUUGGCAGCCAAUUCAGAGGAGUGGAAUGACGACGAAUUGGAUCUGUACGAAAGCAUUUUUUCAGCAAUAGGGCAAAUGCCACGAAGUGUGUGGAUGCUGAUGCGAUACGGGACAUUUUGGGAAAAGGAUAUACCGGAAAACAACGACGAGUUCUUCAAAGAGAGCUUUCGUAUGGAGAAGAGGACCUUUUCGUUUUUGGCGGACCGACUAUGUAUUUUGCGGAAGAACUGGCGAAAUGCCAUUCCUCUGGAAAAGCGGAUCGCUAUAGCCUUGGGAUCAUCAGCGGUUUGUUGGGAAUGGUCCUGACAGCCACUACAAGAAUAAUAAUGCAGUCAUUUUAGGCUGUUGCAUUUUGCACAACAUUUUAAAUGAGCACAACAGGGCUAUAAAUGAAAC
Molecule: messenger RNA, 674 nt
Organism: Drosophila suzukii
Lineage: Eukaryota; Metazoa; Arthropoda; Insecta; Diptera; Drosophilidae
Source: RefSeq, a predicted model, not a curated record